Messenger RNA from Arabis nemorensis, 582 nucleotides. The record is from the annotation of a GenBank genome assembly. NCBI's taxonomy places the organism in Eukaryota, Viridiplantae, Streptophyta, Magnoliopsida, Brassicales, Brassicaceae.
AUGGAAACCGGUGGAGUAAUUUCGGGUCAGGAAACCGGAUCGGUUAACCCGGAUGGGUUUGUGACGAUCGAUGUCGAAAGUUUCUCUCCUGUUUUCAACAAAGACUUCUCUUCUUCUUCGAGUCCAAGAAUUACAAUGCAGAGAAAUGUUUCGAGGAAAGGGUCUCCAAGAAGCAACAAUGAGAGGAAACUCCAUUGUGACUCAAAUGGUAAUGACAAGGAAACCUCAUUUCCUCAGUCCCCACUUAGAGGUUCAAGCACGCCGGAAAUGCCUGGCAUUGUGGGACCCACAGAUCAUGCAGGCACGGCUACAACCGCAACCACCGCUGUUUCGGCCUCGCCGCUUCAUCAGAUCACCGUCACUACCGCUGCCGCGACAACUGGAAAUAUGAUCUCCGAUCAAAAUAGAGAAAGAAGAUUUGGCUUUGCAAGGAAAACAAGUUUUAAACGUUCUCACAAUUCUUGGAUGCUUGAUCCUAAGAAAAUCGUCCUCUUCUUUGCAACCUUGUCAAGCAUGGGAUCAAUCUUGUUAAUCAUAUUCACUCUCUCAAUCAGGUCUAGUUCUGGAGAUAUGCCGAUCUAG